Messenger RNA from Nicrophorus vespilloides, 3266 nucleotides. Its product is annotated as ubiquitin carboxyl-terminal hydrolase 8-like. NCBI's taxonomy places the organism in Eukaryota, Metazoa, Arthropoda, Insecta, Coleoptera, Silphidae. Gene Ontology annotation, biological process: protein deubiquitination. The coding region runs from base 321 to 2789 and encodes 822 amino acids. The record is from RefSeq and is a predicted model, not a curated record. Gene Ontology annotation, molecular function: cysteine-type deubiquitinase activity. The transcript is spliced from 7 exons.
AUAGUGAGUACGUGCGGUUCGGUAAACGUUAAGUUAAACUGUAAUUAACGAAUAUUAUCUUAUAUAGAUUUUUUUUUCAUAUUGGUAGCGAUUUCGCAUUGACGUGCUUUAGCUUUGGCUUUACUUAGCUUUGGCUUUGCUUUGACGUAUAAACAAGUGAAUGGAAAACGAACUGUUGGGAGCGGAGUAGACGGGAGUUAAGGCUGUCAUCGCUGAUCAUUGCUUGCUUGCACCUAGUUGGAAUUGUAGUGAUUGUACUUAUUCUGAUUUUGUUGACAAAUGAGCGGUUUGUUUACAUUUGAACUAUAAAAUACAGCAAAAUGCCGGAGAAGCCCUUAUAUUUGGCCCAAAACUUGGAUGAGCUAAAUAAGCUGGUGACCAAGAGUUCAUUUGGUAAAAGAUUGGAAAUGUUGUAUCGAGUAUCAGAUACAUUAUAUAAGAAGACACUAGAACUGAAGUCAGCCGAUGUUAUUGAUGAAGAGCUGUUGUAUAUUGUUUGCAUGAGGUACCUGAAUUUGGUCAACAAUAUCAAGUUGCAAGUAAAGGAUGAACGGUUCCAUCACAUGCGCUUCUCUAAACAAAUACAGGUUGUGGAAAACAUAAAGAAUGCUUGUGAUCUGUCUCUGCAAGAGAGAUAUAUAAAGAAUGAACCUAUAAAUCUCAAUGAAACUUCCAUAAAAGAGGCCAUAGCAGAAUUGGAUGGAAGCAAAGAUAUAAAAGAGAUGCAUGGUAUAAUGCAACACAUUAAAGAUGGAGAUGUAUUUACUAACGUCGAUUCUUUAUACAAAUUGAUAAUUGAUGAUAGUGUACAAUUAUUAAUAAUUGAUGCAAGACCUACUCAAGAUUACUUAGAGUGCUCCAUCAAGUAUCAUAAUGUUGUUCAUGUUCCUGAUGAAAUUAUACGAAAAGGACUAUCUACAAAUACUCUUCAGAUGAAACUCAGUCCUGAAAAUGUAACAUUAUUUAGGAAGAGACAUGAUUUUCAUGUGAUUGUACUCAUUGACACAGACACUACAAGAAUUUCAUUCUCUAGCUCUAAAUUGGAAGAUCUCAGAACCAUUCUAGUUGAGUGGGACUUGGAGCAAAAUUAUAAGAUUCUACCACUGGUUGUUGAUGGCGGUAUCAAAACGUGGGCCGAUCACUAUCCAUCAUUCGUAACAAACCCCUCAAAGAUUUACAAUCAAUUUUAUGGGAAGCUUGAUGAAUUGAUUGAUGAUAUUGAGUAUCCGGACUUGUCGCAUGCAGAUAAAGUGAAGGGGGAAGAGAAAUCCGACAGCCAGAAAAUGGUGAAUGAUAUUAAGAAUGAUGGUUUUCCAUCGACAAGAAUUUUACAAAACAUUGUUACCUUGGCCGAGCAUCAACUCACAUUAGAAACUAAUUUGUUAAAUUUGGUUGAGAAGAGAUACCAUCUGAAAAAAGACAUGAUCAACUGCAUAUCUCAUGGCAUGAAAUCACGUGCGCUCGAUCUUAAGCAACUUAUGAAAAAUAUAUCCAAAGGCGAGUCAUAUAAAAUCGAAUUGAACGAGAGACGCAAUCUGCUAGAUGUUGAAUAUAAUGAUAAGAAGACAAAUGAUGACGGACACCUUCUCAAGGAGAUGCUUAAUGAUAUCCAAGUGUUGGACCGUAAAAAGCUUCUGAAGUAUCAACAGCGGAAGAACAUUGAGAUUAGGGAAUCGCCGAUGGACAGGGAGUUGAACUACCCAGCGAUUGAAAAAUCGGUCAAGAAAAGACCAGAGAUUCCUGAUAGGAAACAAAAACCACUUGAUUCUAAGAACUACUUACAGAAUACAGAACUAAAAGAUCGUUUCCGCAAAUCAGGACAUACUGGUCUUUUCAACAUUAAAAAUACUUGCUAUAUGAAUUCCCUGGUACAGUGUUUGAGAUUUUGCCCGAUGUUCUUGUUCAGUUUAACCCUCCAAAAGUGGCCGAACGACAAGAACUACCGCUUAAUCUAUUCUAUAACUGACUUGCUUAAAACAAUGUGGGGCGAAGAACGGGCUUCCGUUCGUCCAAGUUCUUUCUAUGGAGCAGUCUGCAGUGCAGACACUGAUAAAGGAUACUCCAAUGGACGUCACGAGGAUGUCCACGAAUUUUAUAUCUUUCUGACCAAGUGUCUUCACAACGAAGUUAAAACUAUGGUAGAAACAGACAACCGUGAUUGCACUGCUAGAUUAAAAGAUUGGUACAAUACGUUUGAGAAUACAAACUCAUUCAUCAAUCGCACGUUUUAUUAUCAAAUAGAAAUUACAACAAAUUGCGAGUUCUGUAACAGGGUUACUGUAAAGUACGACUACGGUAACACUAUAUUUCUCUCGCUUCCUGAGGACGGAAGAUCAAUUUCAUUGCAAGAUUCUCUUAGGAGUAAUCUUGAGGAGAAAGAUGAGACAACUUCGAAGUUUUGUACGCUGUGCGAACGUCGCAACAUGCAAAAGAAAAAAAUAACAUACUAUCCUACAAUCUUGUGCAUCAAUAUUGUCAGGUACGCUUUCAACCGGCGGGAAAACUGUAUAUUGCGUCGCAACAAUGAAUGCUACUUCCAAACGGAAAUCCAUUUCGGGCUGCACAAGUAUAUCUUAAGCUCUGUCAGUCUGCAUUCCGGGAAUCGUGAUGUUGGGCACUACACAGCUCUAUGUCACAACACGUUGACCAAAAAGUGGAUCGAAUUUAAUGAUGAGUCCAGCUCAUUCGUGUCUCCUCAAGACACCAAGUACAGGGUUCAGUGCUACAUGUUUUUUUAUUCACUGAUUCAGAGUUCUGAUGAUGUGAAUAAAUCCUUUUUCCAACAAUGAAUAUUUUAUUUGUGAUACAAUGUUAGUGCUAAAUUAUGUUGUCCCUUACAAGGGAUUAUACGCUUUCAUUCCUAUAUCAAGCUUUAUGAUUAUAUAUAUAUAUGUAUACAAUAUAGUAGUUUAAUUAAAUUGCAAGGCAAAUGUAUAUCUUCACAAAUAAGAAUAAUGAUGUAAAUAUUAUUUGUAUAAAUAUAUAUAUAUAUUAAAACGUGUGUCAAAAAAAACCUUAUAAGACUGAUAUAAUCGGUUUGGACACAUUUGGUACUAAUACUGAUACUGGUUAUUUUUUUAUUUAAGAUUUUAGUGCACGCACGUAACAGUGCGGCUUAUUCGAGUCAUUAGUUAUAGAAUAGUUUAAAAUCUUUACAAUUGUUUUUAUAAUUUAAUUAUUUAUAAUAAAAUAAGUUUAUGUAUAUUGAUGUAAGUUAAAGCCAUCUACGGCAACUUAAAUAUACGUGUUAAAAAUAAUUGUACCUA